This is a messenger RNA of Rotaria sp. Silwood1, 306 nucleotides long. NCBI's taxonomy places the organism in Eukaryota, Metazoa, Rotifera, Eurotatoria, Philodinida, Philodinidae. The record is from the annotation of a GenBank genome assembly.
AUGAAGACAUUUAUUUAUCUUGCUAUUUGUGUAUUACUUUUCGUCGUUUCAACUUCGGAUGCUAAACGUUUAUUUUAUGACAAUGAUAAUGAUAUGGAAUUAACAGAUAAGAAAGCUCGAAUGUUUCUUCGUUCAAUGUUAAAUGGUGAUAGUGAUAAUGAUGAUACAGGAUCAUUGGAUACUCGUGAAUUCGGCAAAAAUUGUGUUCGAUGUAAAUUCGGCAUAAAUCCUUGUUGUGCACCGAAUAUUUGUGUUAAGAAGAGAUUUCGUCCAGAUGAAUGUAUGGAAAUUAAAACAGGCAAAUAA